ACAGGUGCUAACCGGAAGCAGUGUCAGUGAUCACUUGUAGCUGAACGCCGGGGUUCUGCGGAGCUCCGUAUCCGCUCAUCGACUCAGCAGAGGUAGGACGGGAUCACUGGGGAUACUUGACAACUUUCAGAGUCUGCUAUGACAUCUCGCAGGUGGUUCCACCCCAACAUCACUGGAAUCGAGGCAGAGCAGGUCUUGUUGACCCGGGGCGUCCACGGCAGUUUCCUGGCCCGGCCCAGCAAGAGCAAUCCUGGGGAUUUUACCCUGUCUGUCAGGCGUAACAAUGAGGUGACCCACAUUAAAAUCCAGAACUCGGGGGACUACUAUGACCUGUACGGCGGCGAGAAGUUUGCCACGCUAGCCGAGCUGGUGCAGUAUUACACUGAACAGCAGGACCUGCUGCGCGAGAGGAACGGCCACGUCAUCGAGCUGAAGUAUCCACUCAACUGCAAGGAUCCCACCUCUGAGAGGUGGUACCAUGGUCACCUCACUGGGAGAGAUGCAGAGAAACUCCUCACAGAAAAAGGCAAAGCCGGCAGCUUUCUGGUCCGGGAGAGUCAGAGUAAACCCGGAGACUUUGUCCUGUCGGUUCUCACCAACGAGGAGAAACACGACAACAUCGACCGCAAAACCAAAGUCACACACGUUAUGAUUCGCUUCCAGGAAGGCAAGUAUGAUGUGGGAGGUGGUGAACGGUUUGACACGUUGGCCGAUCUGGUGGAUCAUUACAAGAAGAACCCCAUGGUGGAAAAAAGCGGCAUUGUAGUGCAUCUCAAACAGCCUUUUAACGCCACGAGGAUAAAUGCUGCCAACAUCGAGAACCGGGUACGAGAACUCAACAAAGUAGCAGACAACUCAGAGAAGCCAAAACAAGGAUUCUGGGAGGAGUUUGAGGUACUUCAGCAGCAAGAGUGCAAACUGCUGUAUCCCCGGAAAGAGGGCCAGAAGCCAGAAAACAAGAGUAAAAACAGAUACAAGAACAUCCUCCCCUUCGACACAACGCGAGUUGUGAUUAAAGAUUCUGAAUCAGACUCUCCAGGUUCGGAUUACAUCAACGCUAACUAUAUCAGAAACGUGAGUGAAGACGGGCGGCAUGUGGAGGAGAGUAAAGUCUUCAUUGCCACCCAGGGCUGCCUGCAGAACACGGUGAACGACUUCUGGAAGAUGGUGUAUCAGGAGAAUGCUCACGUCAUCGUCAUGACGACCAAGGAGAUGGAGCGGGGAAGGAACAAAUGCGUCCGGUACUGGCCGGACCUCAAUGGCACUAAAGAGUUUGGGAAAGUCCUGGUGAGGAAUGUGGAAGAGCAGCCGGCGCAGGACUACAUCCUGAGGAAGCUGGAGGUGACGCGCCUGGACAGGAAGGAGCCUCUGCGGUACAUCUGGCACUACCAGUACCUGAGCUGGCCGGACCACGGCGUCCCCAACGAGCCCGGCGGCGUCCUCUGGUUCCUGGAGGAAGUCAACUGCACACAGAGCACCAUUAAGGAUACUGGACCCAUUGUCGUCCACUGCAGCGCGGGCAUCGGCAGAACCGGCACCAUCAUCGUCAUCGACAUCCUCAUCGACAUCAUCAACCGCCAAGGGCUGGACUGCGACAUCGACAUCCCAAAGACCAUCCAGAUGGUCCGGCAGCAGCGGUCCGGCAUGGUCCAGACUGAGGCGCAAUACAAGUUCAUCUACAUGGCGGUGCAGCAGUACAUAGACACGGUCCAGAAGAGGCUGGAGGAGGAGCAGAGGAAUAAAAUGAAGGAGAGAGAAUAUUCAAACAUCAAGUAUCCACAGAUGACCAACUCCAGGUCUAAGCACAACAUGGCGUGCUCCAGGUCUUCUUCAGUAAUGACAAAUGAUGAUUCUUCAAGCGUGUACGAGAAUAUAAACUUCAGAACCCCCCAGGCAUCGUUCAGUAGUAACACCAGGAGAUAAAAUGGCUGCUGCAGAGCUGCUUCUCUCUUAUCUGCCUCCUGCUUCAGCAGCGCUGUUGCUGGCCAGAGUCUGUAAAAAUCCUUUUUGGGGCUGACAGGAAGUGAUGCGUUAACGGGCCCCAGCCUCGUCCUGAAGGCAGCGAGCUGACUCCUCUCCUGCUGCCAUGCUGCUGACCUCUGACCCUGUGACCAGAGGACCCUCCACUCUGUCCCGUCAGAACCAGCUCCAGUGCCUUGUGACAGGAAGUGUCUGUAACCCUUAGCCCCUCCCCCACCCGUUUCUCCUCUUUUUUUCUUCCACAGACCUCCAAAUCAAAGCUAACCCGGUAAACUGCACUUGCUGGAUGCGACAUCAGGCGGCAGGUCUGACCCGAAGCGGGUUUGUGGGAUCCGAGCCGAGGUCAGAGCCCAGCUGCUCUUCCAGCCAUUUGAACUUUCAACUUUGCAUUGUUUUCGCGGGGCGAGCUGCGGGGUUUAUUAACGCGGCUCCUGAAUGAUGGAAGGGUCCCAAGGCUCAGGAAGGGCACCAAGCCCCACCCUUCAGAUAUAUGUAGACUGUGGUGUGUGUGUGUGUGAAGUGUGUGUGAGGAGGACGAUGUGCUGCGAUCUGCUGCUGGACGCGCUGGUUCUGUUCCUGAGCACAGAGAGAGACGACUUCAGGAACAUCUCUGUCUCGUCUUCAGGUUUUCCUCUAACACACAAAUUAUCGGCGUGUUUGUUGUUCCCUUCAACGCAUUACCGUUUCAUUGUGUGUGACGAUGGUUUAAAGGUCAUGUAUAAACUUUAUUUUAGGGUCUUUCUAAAGCGGAACUUCAGUUCACGUUUCCUGACAUGAAUAGUGAAUGGUGAAUGAACCGUCCUCUAAUAGCUCAGCGUCUGUCAGGAUGGGAUUGGCAAAAGGAGAUGAGGAAACGGGCCGAUUGCAGCGGCCCAGAUGGCCAUCUGCCUGAGAUUAAAGAAUAGAUUUGUCUCUGAAAAGUAAUUUAGAAGACGAAUGUAAUCCAGGUCUGAUGCCAGCCGGCCGAGUAAAGCGACGUCAUUUAUGGGAUAAGUAGAGUGGUGCUGUAGAGCAACGAGCCCUCUGCACUUUCCCGCAGAUUGUUGGAUAUUUUUAGCCUCCUGAAUCCAAAAUAACCCGGUCCGGUUCAAGGCGAGAGUAAAGUCCUCCUUCAACCUUCACAUUUUCUCAUGUUUCAAGCAAAAACAUCACAGAGUUUUAUUUGGACUUUCUUUGAUAGAUGGACACAAAGAGCUGCCUGAAGGAAAAUCAUGGUUUAAAAGUGUUUAAAAGAGGAAAUAUCUGAAAAGUUUGGUGUGCAGUUGUAUGAACCCACUUUACCCUGACACCCCUAAAUAAUCUCCAGUUGCUCUCAGAAGUUGGGUCUACUGGUGAUGACUGCAUCAUUUCUCUCUUUAUUGCUCAUUUGCAUAAGUGAAAACCUGCAGGUUUUCUGUCCAAAGCGUUAAUAUUUGGGUUUGAUGUCGUUUUGGUGAUUGUUGCCGUCGCCCAGUAGCUUCAGUGGAGCAACAUUCUUUAAUUUCUCUGAAUGUUUUCAGGUUUUAUUUUGCAACUCUGCUCACUAAUUUCAUGUUUGUUUGGUUGGGGGUUUUUUUAUAUUUGAAAUGAGAAUCGAGAACAAAACCAGAACACUAGACUUCUGAAACUGGCUCAAUGUGUUGACCUUUGACUUUCAAUUGAAAAAUAUAUCAAAUUAUUCAUGUUCACUACUGCAGGCCAAACAUUUCAGAAUUGUAUUUGUGAAAAGAAAAAUUCAAAGAAAUUUCCUUAAAGUUUGAAGGAGUAUGAAUUAUGCACCACCUGCCCCAGGCGUCUUAGUGCCCCUCUCCCAGUUGCCCCAGCUCAACACAAACAGCUCAGGGUUUGACCCCAGGAAUUAAAUCCUGCAUGUCAGGAUCUUCAUGAAAAUAUCCAACGUUUGGAAAAGUUGUCACCCUUCUGACCUCAGAUCUGAGGAGUUUAAUACAAACUGUACUUCUGUCCAGCCGAAUGGCUCAAACACAGACGUGAUUCAUGGUGGAACUAAUAAUACUCUCAGCACUGCACUGAAAUGAUUCUAAUGUAGAAAAGUUUGAAUGUAACUCCAGCAGCCAUUUUGUUUCCCUCGUUUUAAAGUUUGAAGGUUUUUCAUGCUCUAACUACUGAAAUGCUGUUUAAUAAAUGAUUUGUAGUCAAUAGCUCUGGUUCAGUGAUUGAAAGCUGCCUCUGCUCUGCACUGCCUGUUUCAAAUGCUGCACUGCUCCAUGUUCAUUAUAAUGUGUUUCUCUUCCUGUGCAACCAGGAAAGGGAAUCUGUUUCCUGUUUUGUUUACUCUGAGUAACUUUGCUCUGUUUCUCACAUUGUGUCUGAUUUGGUGAAACUUUAGUACUUGAAAGUGUGAGCUGUUUUUUCUCAGGUUGUGUGGAAGUCCAUCAGACGUGUUUUUGUUUGUGCACUAUGCUGUUCACGUGUUUUCCUUCAGACUCGUUUUCUUUCAUUCAUCCUUGGAUUUCUGUUUGGUAUGGAGGUUUUAUUUUUCUCACCAUGUUUUGAUGACUGAAGGUCGUGGACUGCAGUCGUGACACCGAGUUUUAUUUCAGCUGGUCCUCUGACAUUUUACUUGAACUUGUUGAUGUGAUUUUUGUUGGAUUCCCUGACGUUGUCCUCCAUGUUUCCUGUUGGUCUUGCACUGGCUCCGCCCACACGCCUUUUUGGGAGUUUUGGCUUCAACUGCUGGUGUGAUGAGCUGUCUGAAACUGCCUCUAAUAUCAUAUACUGAAUAAAACACUUUAUGAUGCCGCAGUAUGCUAA
Xiphophorus hellerii (green swordtail) is the source of this 4731-nucleotide messenger RNA. It is a transcript of the gene ptpn11b, whose product is annotated as protein tyrosine phosphatase non-receptor type 11b. The transcript is spliced from 16 exons. Gene Ontology annotation, molecular function: non-membrane spanning protein tyrosine phosphatase activity; receptor tyrosine kinase binding; cell adhesion molecule binding. The coding region runs from base 139 to 1923 and encodes 594 amino acids. The record is from RefSeq and is a predicted model, not a curated record. Gene Ontology annotation, cellular component: cytoplasm. NCBI's taxonomy places the organism in Eukaryota, Metazoa, Chordata, Actinopteri, Cyprinodontiformes, Poeciliidae. Gene Ontology annotation, biological process: protein dephosphorylation; positive regulation of ERK1 and ERK2 cascade.